UGUCUAUCUCAGUGUUUUCUUUCACCCAACAAGAAGAAAUGGCCGAUGCAAUCCUCUAUGGCGUUGUGCGGACGAUCAUUGUAAGCUUGGGCUCCUCCACUCUCCAACAGGUUGGAUCAAUCUGGGGUUUCGAAGAUGACCUCGAAAAAAUGUCAAACACUGUUUCCACCAUUCAAGCUGUUCUUGGGGAUGCAGAAGAGCAGCAAGGCAGUAACCAUCAAGUCAAGAACUGGCUUAUGAAGCUCAGAGAAGCAGUUUUUGAUGCGGAUGACUUGUUGAGCGAGUUCUCCACUCAUGUGUUGCGGCAAAAUGUGAUGGGCGGUGGUAAAAUGACAAAGAAGGUACGCGUUUUCUUUUCUAGCUCAAAUCAACUUGCUUUUGGUUUUAAGAUGGCUCGCAAAAUAAAGGCUAUGAGGGAGAGGUUUAAUGAUAUAGCAAAGGAUAGGAACAAUUUCCAGUUGGUAGAGCGUCCUUUAGGGACAGCAGUUGUGACUAGGAAGAGGGACCAGACUCACUCAUUUGUACGUGAAGAAGACGUUAUCGGGAGAGAGGAGGAUAAGAAGGCCAUCAUAGGUCAAUUGUUGGACUUCGAUGUGGGGGAGAACGUUUCGUUCAUAUCCAUAGUAGGAAUUGGGGGGCUAGGGAAGACCACACUUGUUCAGUAUAUAUACAAUGAUGAGAAGGUCAAGGCUUAUUUUGAGUUGCAGAUGUGGGUGUGUGUCUCUGAUGACUUUGAUGUGAAAACAAUUGCUGAAAAGAUACUUGCAUCUGCAGUCGGUACAAGGCCUAACAACCUUGAAAUGGAUCAAUUGCAAAUUGAACUUCGCAAAAGUCUCAACCAAAAGAAGUACUUACUUGUGUUGGAUGAUGUGUGGAAUGAGGACAAAGAAAAAUGGUGUAAUUUGAAAACACUUUUGUUGGAUGGCUUAAAGGGAAGUAAGGUGGUGAUAACUACACGGACCAACUUGGUUGCAGAUAUUACUAGCACAAUCUCACCAUAUCUUUUAAAAGGCCUAUCAGAUGAUCAAUCUUGGUUAUUAUUUAAGCAAAUGGAAUUUGAAAAAAAGCAAGAGACCAUCAAUCCUAACCUUGAAGCAAUUGGAAGGGACAUUGUAGAAAAAUGUUGUGGUGUGCCUCUUGCUAUAAAGACAAUAGGAAGAGUAUUAUACUUUAAAAAAACUGGAGAUGAAUGGUCAUAUAUUAAGAAUAAUGAACUCAUGAAUGUAACUCAAAUAAAAGAUGGUUUUUUGCCUGUUCUAAAAUUGAGUUAUGAUCAUCUCCCAUCACAUUUAAAGUGUUGUUUUGCUUAUUGUUCACUAUUUCCCAAAGAUUAUUUGUUUAGGAGUGGGACAUUGAUACUAUUAUGGAUAGCACAAGGAUUUAUCCAGUCACCAGAGGGGAACCAACAAUUAGAGGACAUUGCCAAUGAGUAUGUCAUGGAACUACACUGGAGGUCCUUCUUCCAAGUAGAACAUAAAGGUGGCUCCAUGUAUAAGAAUACAUUGUUUAAGAUGCAUGAUUUAGUCCAUGAUCUUGCAUUAUCUAUCUCAAGGAUUGAGUGUACAUUAGUUGAUUCUAAUGCAAAAAAUGUCAAUGAAAAAAGUCGUCAUCUAUCAUGCACAGUUAAGAACGAUUCAUUCUUUGAAGAGAAUUUAAACUCAUUGGUUAAAGCAAAAAAGAUGCGAACAUUUUUAUUGACAUCCCAUAUAUUGAAUCACCCAGUGGAAGAAUCAGCUCUCAGAACACUUAUUUCUACUUUUAGAUAUUUGCGUGCAUUAGAUCUACAUGGCUUAGAAAUUAAGACAUUGCCAAAUAUCAUAGGUAAGUUGAUGCAUCUAAAGUACCUUGACCUUUCCUUUAAUGAUAUUGAGGUUCUUCCUAGUUCUAUUACAAGAUUGGUGAAUCUACACACAUUGAAACUCACAUUUUGUCUGAAACUUAAGGAGUUACCAAUAGACAUUCAAAAAUUGGUCAGCCUUAAGCAUCUUAAUAUAAAUGUAUGUCCCAAUUUGACUCAUAUGCCAUAUGGACUUGGGCAGUUGACUUCUCUUCAAACAUUACCCUUAUUUGUUGUUAGUAAGGACCCCAUAGGUUCCUCCAAGCAUUGUGGUGGACUAGCAGAAUUGAACAGGUUAAAUGAUUUGAGAGGAAGAAUAGAGAUUCAAAAUUUGGAAUUGGUGAAAGAUGUUAUCUCAGAAACGAAGGUUGCAAACUUAAAGGAGAAGCAGCAUCUCAGUGAUAUGUCAUUAAGAUGGAAUUCUAGGCCUGUUGAUGUUAUCAACGCUGGUGAUGAUGAAAAUUUGUUAGAUGGCCUACAACCACCCCAAAAUUUAAAAUAUUUGUUUAUAGAAUGGUACGGGGGUGUGAGAUUUUCAAUUUGGCUUUCUUCGCUAACAAAUCUAACUGAAUUUCAUUUAAAAUAUUGCAAUAAAUGCCAACAUUUGCCACCAUUGUAUCAGUUGCCAUCUCUUCGAAAGAUAUCUCUUUACGCUAUGCAUAGUCUAGAGUACAUAUCAGACUUGGAUAUCACCAAUGAAGUCUCUGCUUCAUCAUUGACAACAUUUUUCCCAUCCCUGGAGUCACUUAAGCUAAUAGCAUGUCCUAAUCUAAAGGGAUGGUGGAAGAGGGAUAUUAUUGAUAACGGCGAUGCAAAGAGAAUGACAUCCACAUCAUGGAGUCAUCAAUAUCACCAACACAUGUCACUGCCUUCCUUUCCCUCUCUUUCUCACUUGGCUAUAGAUGAUUGUAGUAAGUUGACUUCCAUGCCGCUGUUUCCAUAUCUCGAAGAACAGCUUUAUUUGUCAAGGGUUAGUUGGAAGGCAUUGCAACAAACAAUGGCGAUGAAGAUGAAUACGGCAGGAGCUUCUUCACUUCCCUCCUCCAUCCCUCCUUUCUCCAAAUUAAGGAAAUUGGAAUUGUCGGCUAUGCUAGACAAAGAGCCUUUGCCAGAGGAGUGGCUUCAAAACCUAACUUCUCUUGAGGAAUUAGAUAUUAGGAGGUGCUCUACAUCUUUGUCUCAAAUUCUGAGACAUCUCACCUCUCUUAAGGAGCUGAGAAUUGAGGACUGUGAGGAAGUUGAUCUAUUUAGUGAUGCGGACGAUGAUGGUACAAAAUUUCAACAUGUUAAGUGCCUUCAGUCUCUGUCUUUCACAAAAAUUUCUAAACUUGAGUCUCUUCCUGCAUGUCUUCAAUCUGUUACUAUUCUCCAAAAACUCUCGAUUGCCAGAUGUCCCAGCUUGAUGACUUUACCGGAAUGGAUCGGCAACCUCACAUCACUUCAAAACCUUGAAAUUAGAGAUUGCCCUAAUUUGACAUCCCUUCCUGAAGGGAUGUGUUGCCUUACCUCGUUACUGUCCUUGAGGAUCUAUAAAUGUCCCCACUUAGAGCAAAGAUGCCAGAAGGAAAUUGGAGAGGAUUGGACAAAGAUUGCCCAUGUCCCAAAAUAUUCCAACAAAUUUCAGGUUUAACUACUGAUAUGCUUCCACUAGAACUUUAGAAGCAAACUACAAAGAUGAGUCAAGGGGUUGCCCAAAAUUGCUCACGUUUGGAGCGGGUGCAUCUGAUCAAACAUCAAUUCUUUUCGGUAUAAGUUUAAUAAUUAAUCUCAAAUCUUUAUACAAACGUCAAUUCCAUUGUUUGUUCUCCGGCUCUUUCUUCUCCUCGAAUGAGAAGAAAUGUUUGAGUAGACUUGAAGAAGCAAUUAAAGCCUAGAAAAAGCUCAGGCCUUAUAAUUAGUUCUUGUUGAACGCUUUUGGCCUCUGCAAUUUUCAAAAUGUAAGUGUUGAUU
Messenger RNA from Quercus lobata, 3787 nucleotides. RefSeq names its product putative disease resistance protein RGA1. NCBI's taxonomy places the organism in Eukaryota, Viridiplantae, Streptophyta, Magnoliopsida, Fagales, Fagaceae. The transcript has 2 exons. The coding region runs from base 39 to 3467 and encodes 1142 amino acids. The record is from RefSeq and is a predicted model, not a curated record. Gene Ontology annotation, molecular function: ADP binding; protein binding.